UCGAAUCUUGGCUAGCUGCAAGAUGAUGGACCUUAAGACUUUGGUCCUGCUAGCCGCAUCUCUGGCCAUCCUUGCCAGCCACACGUUUGCCGAUCCAGAUGAACUUGAGGAGCUUGAGGACUCGGAGUGUCCAGAGAAUCCAGAGAAUCCAGACAAUCCAGACAAUCCUAAUAAUGGCGGUGGCACUCGGGACGAUGAUAGUAGUCUAUGUGCCAAUUUCCAGCACAUUCGCGGUCUGAUCGAUCAGGUGGCCCUGCGAGAACUGAUCGAUGUGCAUUAUAAUUGUGACAAGAAAUUCCGGCGUGCCAUGCGAUUCUAUAAUACCUCGGGCUUCGUGGCCGUGACCCAGCAGCUGACAAAUACUUCUGCCUACCAAACCGUUCUUAAGCAACUCAAUGCAGCCAGUGUGGAUACCGCGGAUAUUACCACCGUGGCUGAGAUAUUCUACUGCAUAAUCCUGCCGGUUCAGAAUCCAGCUAAAAAAUGCAAUUGCAAGGCUGUCAAGUGCCACACCUUCGUGAACGAUCUGCUGAAUUUAAUGCCGCACCAGGCUGUCCAUAACUAUGUGGCAUGGUCUCGGUUUAAUCAGACUAAUUUUGGCAAUUUCACUAAGGCAGUGGUUUCCCAGGAGUUCCAGGCCACUCUGAAAGCCAAUGUAAAGAAGAGCGAUGUGAUAGUGCCAUUACGCACCCUUCGCAAAAAUGGCUGGGACAUCCCGGAGCUGCUCCGCGCCAUGUUGACCAUUUUCCAGUGGUGACCGGUCCACUCGCCGUCCGUUUGAGUGUCUCGCUAUUGUAUGUAAACCCAAUAAAGCAACAAGUGAAAGGAAA
Messenger RNA from Drosophila rhopaloa, 830 nucleotides. RefSeq lists its product as uncharacterized. The transcript has 2 exons. The coding region runs from base 23 to 757 and encodes 244 amino acids. Lineage: Eukaryota; Metazoa; Arthropoda; Insecta; Diptera; Drosophilidae. The record is from RefSeq and is a predicted model, not a curated record.